UUGUGUCAUAGAAACUUUAAUUUUCCAGCGGCAACAAGCGGAAAUUUCAUUUGUUUUGGACCACUUUUUGAACGCGAGCAGUCAUAAAAUACCGGUCUCGAAAUGAGUAAAAAUAAUUGUCGCGCUGAAUCUAGCUUGAUUCUAAAAGAAAUUCAAUCCCAACAACGAGAGACGCGCGAUAUUCCUUGUAAGAUUAACGUCAAUCAUUGCGCAUCGCAGAAUAUGCGAGAGCAAGAAGCGAUAUCGUAUCUGAAAGAAAAAAGGAUUCCUGACUGGAUUGAUUUUUUGAUGGGCGAUCUUUUGGUGCGUCGACCCUUCGAUCCUUUUGAACAUUUAACCCAGCUCCUGGACAGAUGCAUCCUAUCUCGUGAUGGCCUUGUUGAUCAUCCUCUCUCUUUUUCUUUACGUACAUAAUCUCCUAAUUCUUUUCUAAGACAGGGU
Camponotus floridanus (Florida carpenter ant) is the source of this 441-nucleotide messenger RNA. RefSeq lists its product as uncharacterized. Lineage: Eukaryota; Metazoa; Arthropoda; Insecta; Hymenoptera; Formicidae. The transcript has 3 exons. The coding region runs from base 103 to 414 and encodes 103 amino acids. The record is from RefSeq and is a predicted model, not a curated record.